This is a messenger RNA of Kwoniella shivajii, 1113 nucleotides long. RefSeq lists its product as uncharacterized. The record is from RefSeq and is a predicted model, not a curated record. Lineage: Eukaryota; Fungi; Basidiomycota; Tremellomycetes; Tremellales; Cryptococcaceae. The transcript has 2 exons. Bases 1 to 1113 code for a protein of 370 amino acids.
AUGCCUGAGCGUGUUCACACUCUCAGCAGAGACUCCUCUACCACCACUCUGAUCCCAGGUAUGGAGACAUCAAUGGUGCCGGAGACGUUCAAAUCUGGUAAGAACUCCAUGAAUAGAUCCUCUUGUUUCCCCCCUGCUUUAUCCGAAUCUGAAAAUGUGCCACCGGCUUGGACAAUUUCGCAAAAUUCUACGACGAGAGAUGUAGAUUUCCGAAAGAUCGUGAAUAUGCUCUUUCGAAAAUUUGAUGCGCCAGAAAUAGCUAAAAGCAUAUUAUCUACUGCUCAACUUACUCAGGAUGUGAACAAGUAUCUAUCCGAUACUAUGCAGAAUUCGAAUACGAAAACUUGUAACACAACACCCAUUGGCAUUCAUGGAAGAUCUAGUCUGGAACAACUUCGAGAUGACCUUACAGCUAUAGAGGUUACAGCCAGAAGGUACUCAGAAUGGUUUCCAGAUGAUCUUGACAUAAGGAACGAGAAAAUGCGAUCUCGCUGUCGGGAAUGGAGGGACUACAAAGAACAAUUGAAAAUGUACAAGAUGACAAACAGCUCGGCAAAUGAAAGUAAGAGUGAAAAAGAUAGCAAGCCCACGUUUGAAGAGCCUGAAAUAUCGAAAAAACCUGUAGAAAUCAAGGCGAGGAAGGUGGUUCCAGUACUUGAUAACAUCGCAAAAACUCUCCGUCAAGGUGCUGACUUACUCAAUCCUCGAAGCUCACAUGGAUAUCAGCACAGGAACGCAGAUGUAAUCGAAGGGUUAUCAUACUUAUCCUCUGUCGUCAAUCACAGAUAUGCUGAACUACAACAAUAUGUUAAAUCCGAGAUGGUCGCCUUGCGCAUGGAUGGCUGGUAUGAAGGCACUCUCGAGGAGCACAUGAUUAGAAAGUUUGGCAGGGAUCCAGCUCAAACUUACAACUUCCAAGACCCUGGGCUUGUAGAGAAUCGCAAACGGUCCGAACUUUUUCAUGAUUGGGAGAAUAGACCAAAGCAAGAUACGCAAAUGGACUGGUUUAGCUGGCAUUCCACCCUGGGCAAUGCUCAAGAAGAACCGGAAGCUCUUGGGGAUAUAGACUCUGUUAUUGCCCAUCAUGAAUCUGAAAGCUCUUCUCAAUAUUAG